AUGGAGCGAAAAAGGGGCGAUAAAAUUUCAUUUUAUCGCCAAAAAAGAAAUUUACUCAAAAAUUAUUUAGAAAAUGGGACUAUUACUGCUCGCAAAUAUUUGGGCCUCAAAAAAGAUCUUCUGGAUGAAAUAAAAGAAUCAUUAAGAGCGGAAAUGGUAAAAGAUACAUCCGACCAAGAUGAAUCAUUAAGAGCAGAA
Racocetra fulgida is the source of this 198-nucleotide messenger RNA. NCBI's taxonomy places the organism in Eukaryota, Fungi, Glomeromycota, Glomeromycetes, Diversisporales, Gigasporaceae. The record is from the annotation of a GenBank genome assembly.